GGCCGCCCCGGGCUGUCGGCGGACGCCCUCCCCAGUCAUGAACCCCGCCGAGGGGGCCGCGGAGGACGGAGGGGCGGCCGACUCGGACGUGGACGCCUUCUUCCGGACAGGGUCUUUUCGGAAUGAUGGUUUGAAAGCUUCUGAUGUUCUUCCCAUCCUAAAGGAAAAAGUGGCCUUCGUGUCUGGGGGCCGUGAUAAGCGAGGCGGACCCAUCCUGACCUUUCCUGCUCGCAGCAAUCAUGACAGAAUAAGACAGGAAGACCUGCGGAAGCUUGUGACGUAUUUGGCCAGCGUGCCAAGUGAGGACGUGUGCAAACGUGGCUUCACCGUCAUCAUCGACAUGCGGGGCUCCAAGUGGGACCUCAUCAAGCCCCUCCUCAAGACACUGCAGGAAGCCUUUCCAGCCGAGAUCCAUGUGGCCCUCAUCAUCAAACCGGACAACUUCUGGCAGAAACAGAAGACCAACUUUGGCAGCUCCAAAUUCAUCUUUGAGACCAGCAUGGUGUCCGUGGAGGGCCUCACGAAGCUGGUGGACCCCUCGCAGCUGACGGAGGAGUUUGACGGCUCCCUGGACUAUAACCACGAGGAGUGGAUCGAGCUGCGGCUGUCCCUGGAAGACUUCUUCAACAGCGCGGUGCACCUGCUCUCGCGCCUGGAGGACCUGCAGGAGAUGCUGGCCCGGAAGGAGUUCCCCGUGGACGUGGAGGGCUCGCGGCGGCUCAUUGAUGAGCACACGCAGCUCAAGAAGAAGGUGCUGAAGGCCCCCGUGGAGGAGCUGGACCGGGAGGGGCAGCGGCUGCUGCAGUGCAUCCGCUGCAGCGAUGGCUUCUCGGGGCGCAACUGCAUCCCGGGGAGCGCGGACUUCCAGAGCCUGGUGCCCAAGAUCACCAGUCUCCUGGACAAGCUGCACUCCACCCGGCAGCAUCUGCACCAGAUGUGGCACGUCCGCAAGCUGAAGCUGGACCAGUGUUUCCAGCUGCGGCUCUUUGAGCAGGAUGCAGAGAAGAUGUUUGACUGGAUAAGCCACAACAAGGAGUUAUUCCUCCAGAGCCACACGGAGAUCGGAGUCAGCUACCAGCAUGCCCUAGACCUCCAGACGCAGCACAACCACUUUGCCAUGAACUCCAUGAAUGCCUACGUCAACAUCAACCGCAUCAUGUCCGUGGCCUCCCGCCUCUCUGAAGCUGGCCAUUACGCCUCACAGCAAAUCAAGCAGAUUUCCACGCAGCUGGACCAGGAGUGGAAGAGCUUUGCUGCUGCCCUGGACGAGCGCAGCACCAUUCUCGCCAUGUCUGCGGUGUUCCACCAGAAGGCUGAGCAGUUCCUGUCGGGAGUGGACGCCUGGUGCAAGAUGUGUAGUGAAGGUGGCCUGCCGUCCGAGAUGCAGGACCUAGAGCUGGCAAUCCACCACCACCAAACCUUGUAUGAGCAAGUGACCCAAGCCUACACGGAGGUCAGCCAGGAUGGCAAAGCGCUGCUGGACGUGCUACAGCGUCCGCUGAGUCCUGGGAACUCCGAGUCCCUCACGGCCACAGCCAACUACUCCAAGGCGGUGCACCAGGUGCUGGACGUGGUGCAUGAGGUGCUGCACCACCAGCGGCGGCUCGAGAGCAUCUGGCAGCACCGCAAGGUGCGUCUCCACCAGCGGCUGCAGCUCUCCGUCUUCCAGCAGGACGUACAGCAGGUGUUAGACUGGAUUGAAAACCAUGGUGAGGCCUUUCUCAGCAAACACACAGGGGUUGGAAAAUCUCUGCAUCGAGCCCGGGCCCUGCAGAAGAGGCAUGAUGACUUUGAAGAGGUGGCUCAGAAUACGUACACCAACGCGGACAAGCUCCUGGAAGCAGCAGAGCAGCUGGCUCAGACAGGAGAAUGUGACCCCGAGGAGAUCUACAAAGCAGCCCGACACCUGGAGGUGCGAAUCCAAGACUUUGUACGCAGGGUGGAGCAGCGCAAGCUUCUCUUGGACAUGUCUGUCUCCUUCCACACACACACCAAAGAGUUGUGGACAUGGAUGGAAGACCUUCAGAAGGAGAUGCUGGAAGAUGUCUGUGCAGACUCUGUGGAUGCAGUCCAGGAACUGAUCAAGCAGUUCCAGCAGCAGCAGACAGCCACUCUAGAUGCCACACUCAAUGUCAUCAAGGAAGGCGAAGACCUUAUCCAGCAGCUCAGGUCAGCGCCUCCCUCCCUGGGGGAGCCCAGCGAGGCCAGGGACUCAGCUGUGUCCAACAACAAGACGCCCCACAGUAGCUCCAUCAGCCACAUCGAGUCGGUCCUCCAGCAGCUGGACGAUGCCCAGGUGCAGAUGGAGGAGCUGUUCCACGAGCGGAAGAUUAAGCUGGACAUCUUCCUGCAGCUGCGCAUCUUUGAGCAGUACACCAUUGAGGUGACAGCAGAGCUUGAUGCCUGGAAUGAGGACUUGCUCCGGCAGAUGAAUGACUUCAACACAGAGGAUCUCACCCUGGCGGAGCAGCGGCUGCAGCGCCACACAGAGAGGAAGCUAGCCAUGAACAACAUGACCUUUGAGGUCAUCCAGCAGGGCCAGGAUCUGCACCAGUAUAUCAUGGAGGUCCAGGCCUCAGGAAUUGAAUUAAUCUGUGAGAAAGACAUUGAUCUAGCAGCCCAGGUGCAAGAGCUAUUGGAAUUUCUCCAUGAGAAGCAGCAGGAAUUGGAGCUGAAUGCGGAGCAGACCCAUAAGCGGCUAGAGCAGUGCCUCCAACUGCGGCACCUCCAGGCAGAGGUCAAACAGGUCCUGGGAUGGAUCCGCAAUGGGGAGUCAAUGCUCAGCGCCAGCCUGGUCAAUGCCAGCUCUUUGUCCGAAGCAGAGCAACUGCAGCGGGAGCACGAGCAGUUCCAACUGGCCAUCGAGUCCCUCUUUCAUGCCACUUCCUUGCAGAAGACGCACCAGAGCGCCCUGCAGGUACAGCAGAAAGCUGAGGCCCUUCUCCAGGCCGGCCACUACGACGCCGAUGCCAUCCGGGAAUGUGCUGAGAAGGUGGCCCUGCACUGGCAGCAGCUCAUGCUGAAGAUGGAAGACCGGCUAAAACUGGUCAAUGCCUCAGUGGCCUUUUACAAGACUUCGGAGCAGGUGUGUAGUGUCCUGGAGAGCUUAGAGCAAGAAUACCGGAGAGAUGAGGACUGGUGUGGCGGACGAGAUAAACUGGGGCCAGCAGCAGAGAUCGACCAUGUCAUUCCACUCAUCAGCAAACAUUUGGAACAAAAGGAGGCCUUUCUUAAGGCCUGCACCCUGGCACGGCGGAACGCUGAGGUGUUCCUGAAGUACAUCCACAGGAACAACGUCAGCAUGCCCAGUGUCGCCAGCCACACCCGGGGACCUGAGCAGCAAGUAAAAGCCAUCUUGAGUGAGCUCUUGCAGAGAGAGAAUCGUGUCCUGCACUUCUGGACCUUGAAGAAGCGGCGGUUAGACCAGUGUCAGCAGUACGUGGUAUUUGAGCGCAGCGCUAAGCAGGCAUUGGACUGGAUCCAAGAAACAGGUGAAUAUUACCUCUCAACACAUACCUCCACUGGAGAGACCACAGAGGAGACUCAGGAACUGCUGAAAGAAUAUGGGGAAUUCAGGGUGCCUGCCAAGCAAACGAAGGAGAAGGUGAAGCUUCUGAUUCAGCUGGCUGAUAGCUUUGUGGAAAAAGGUCAUAUUCAUGCCACAGAGAUCAGGAAAUGGGUGACCACGGUGGACAAGCACUACAGGGACUUCUCCUUGAGGAUGGGGAAGUAUCGGUACUCCCUGGAGAAAGCCCUAGGAGUCAACACAGAGGAUAACAAGGACCUGGAGCUGGACAUCAUCCCGGCAAGCCUUUCAGAUCGUGAGGUCAAGCUACGGGAUGCCAACCAUGAAGUCAAUGAAGAGAAGCGGAAGUCAGCCCGGAAGAAAGAAUUCAUUAUGGCUGAACUGCUCCAGACAGAAAAGGCUUACGUCAGGGACUUGCAUGAGUGCAUGGAGACCUACCUUUGGGAAAUGACCAGUGGUGUGGAGGAGAUUCCCUCUGGGAUCCUUAAUAAAGAGCAUAUCAUCUUUGGCAACAUCCAGGAGAUCUACGAUUUUCAUAACAACAUCUUCCUCAAAGAGCUGGAGAAGUACGAGCAGCUGCCUGAGGAUGUGGGACACUGCUUUGUUACCUGGGCAGACAAAUUUCAGAUGUAUGUCACCUACUGUAAAAACAAGCCUGAUUCCAACCAGCUGAUCCUGGAGCAUGCAGGCACCUUCUUUGAUGAGAUACAACAGAGGCAUGGUCUGGCCAACUCCAUCUCUUCUUACCUAAUUAAGCCUGUCCAGAGGAUCACCAAGUACCAACUCCUCCUGAAGGAACUUUUAACUUGCUGUGAAGAAGGGAAAGGGGAGCUCAAGGAUGGCCUGGAGGUGAUGCUCAGUGUCCCAAAGAAAGCCAAUGAUGCCAUGCAUGUCAGCAUGCUGGAAGGGUUCGAGGAGAACCUGGCCGUGCAGGGGGAGUUGAUUCUCCAAGAUGCCUUCCAAGUGUGGGACCCGAAGUCGCUGAUCCGGAAGGGGCGGGAGCGGCAUUUGUUCCUCUUUGAGAUCUCCCUGGUUUUUAGCAAGGAGAUCAAAGACUCUUCAGGACACACAAAAUAUGUUUACAAGAACAAGCUACUGACCUCAGAGCUGGGUGUGACCGAGCACGUAGAGGGCGAUCCCUGCAAAUUUGCCCUGUGGUCUGGGCGUACCCCAUCCUCAGACAAUAAAACAGUGCUGAAAGCCUCCAACAUUGAAACCAAGCAGGAGUGGAUCAAGAACAUACGAGAGGUGAUUCAAGAAAGGAUCAUUCACCUGAAAGGAGCUUUAAAGGAGCCCAUUCAGCUCCCCAAAACACCAGCCAAACAGAGGAACAAUAGUAAGAGGGAUGGAGUGGAGGAUGUUGACAGCCAGGGGGAUGGGAGCAGCCAGCCAGACACCAUCUCCAUUGCCUCCAGAACCUCUCAGAACACAGUGGACAGUGACAAGCUCUCUGGCGGAUGCGAGUUGACGGUGGUUCUGCAGGAUUUCAGCGCAGGCCACAGCGGUGAGCUGACCAUCCAGGUUGGGCAGACGGUGGAGCUGCUGGAGCGGCCCAGCGAGCGGCUCGGCUGGUGCCUGGUCCGCACUACGGAGCGAAGUCCCCCCCAGGAAGGCCUGGUACCCAGCAGCGCCCUGUGUAUCUCCCACUCCCGGAGCAGCGUGGAGAUGGACUCCUUCUUCCCCCUGGUGAAAGAUGCGUACUCUCAUUCCUCAAGUGAAAAUGGAGGCAAGUCUGAGUCCGUGGCUAACCUGCAGGCUCAGCCCUCCCUGAACUCCAUCCACAGUUCCCCUGGUCCCAAACGUUCCACCAACACGCUUAAGAAGUGGCUGACAAGUCCUGUGCGCCGGCUCAACAGUGGGAAAGCAGAUGGGAACAUCAAAAAGCAGAAGAAAGUACGAGAUGGUCGGAAGAGCUUUGACCUGGGAUCUCCCAAACCUGGGGAUGAGACGACCCCUCAAGGAGACAGUGCGGAUGAGAGCAAGAAAGGUUGGGGUGAAGACGAACCAGAUGAAGAGUCACAUACCCCGCUCCCUCCGCCAAUGAAGAUCUUUGACAAUGAUCCCACACAGGACGAAAUGUCCUCCUCUUUGCUAGCAGCCCGGCAGGCCUCCACCGACGUACCUACAGCUGCAGACCUUGUCAGUGCAAUAGAAAAGUUGGUCAAAAGCAAGCUGAGUCUAGAAGGCGGCUCAUACCGGGGGAGCUUGAAAGACCCCGCAGGCUGUCUGAAUGAGGGGGUGACCCCUCCCACACCUCCCAGAAACCUGGAAGAAGAACAGAAAGCCAAGGCCCUGAGAGGCAGGAUGUUUGUCCUGAAUGAGCUGGUACAGACGGAGAAAGACUACGUCAAGGAUUUGGGGAUUGUGGUAGAGGGCUUCAUGAAGAGAAUAGAAGAAAAAGGUGCCCCGGAGGACAUGCGAGGAAAGGAUAAAAUCGUGUUUGGAAAUAUUCACCAGAUUUAUGACUGGCAUAAAGACUUUUUCCUGGCAGAACUGGAAAAAUGUAUCCAGGAGCAAGACAGAUUGGCACAGCUCUUUAUUAAACACGAGCGGAAGCUGCACAUCUACGUGUGGUACUGUCAGAACAAGCCGCGCUCAGAGUACAUCGUUGCCGAGUACGACGCCUACUUUGAAGAGGUGAAACAGGACAUAAAUCAAAGGCUGACACUUAGCGACUUCCUUAUCAAGCCCAUUCAGAGAAUAACAAAAUAUCAGUUGCUCCUCAAGGACUUCCUGAGAUACAGUGAGAAGGCUGGUUUGGAGUGUUCAGAUAUCGAGAAAGCCGUGGAGCUAAUGUGCCUUGUUCCAAAACGCUGCAAUGACAUGAUGAACCUGGGACGCCUGCAGGGCUUUGAGGGUACCCUGACCGCGCAGGGGAAGCUGCUGCAGCAGGACACCUUCUAUGUGAUUGAGCUGGAUGCGGGCAUGCAGUCCCGGACCAAGGAGCGUCGCGUAUUCCUCUUCGAGCAAAUUGUCAUCUUCAGUGAACUGCUCAGGAAGGGCUCCCUCACCCCAGGCUACAUGUUCAAAAGGAGCAUCAAGAUGAAUUACUUGGUCCUGGAGGAGAACGUGGACAAUGACCCCUGCAAGUUUGCACUCAUGAACAGGGAGACUUCCGAAAGGGUCAUUCUGCAAGCCGCCAAUGCUGACAUCCAGCAGGCCUGGGUGCAGGACAUUAAUCAAGUCUUGGAGACACAGCGAGACUUCUUAAAUGCACUACAGUCGCCCAUUGAGUAUCAGCGGAAAGAAAGGAGCACAGCCGUGAUGAGGUCCCAGCCCGCUAGGGCUCCCCAAGCUAGCCCCAGGCCUUACUCCUCUGUCCCCAUGGGCUCUGAAAAGCCCCCAAAGGGCUCCAGCUAUAACCCACCUCUGCCACCCCUGAAGAUAUCUACCUCCAAUGGCAGUCCAGGGUUCGACUAUCACCAGCCUGGUGACAAGCAUGAAGCCAGCAAGAACGAUCUGGGAGGCUGCAACGGGACCUCAUCCAUGGCGGUGAUUAAAGAUUACUAUGCUCUGAAGGAGAAUGAAAUUUGUGUGAGCCAAGGUGAGGUGGUCCAGGUCCUCGCCGUCAACCAGCAGAAUAUGUGCCUGGUGUACCAGCCUGCCAGCGACCAUUCCCCGGCAGCCGAGGGCUGGGUCCCAGGCAACAUCCUGGCGCCCCUCACCAAAGCCACGGCGGCAGCAGAAAAUAGUGACGGAAGCAUCAAGAAGUCAUGUUCAUGGCAUACCCUACGCAUGAGAAAGCGGGCGGAAGUGGAGAACACGGGUAAAAAUGAAGCCACAGGGCCUCGUAAACCCAAGGAUAUUCUGGGCAACAAAGUCUCUGUUAAAGAGGCGAACAGUUCCGAGGAGUCAGAGUGUGAUGAUCUUGACCCUAAUACUAGCAUGGAGAUCUUGAAUCCAAAUUUCAUCCAAGAAGUGGCCCCAGAAUUCCUUGUGCCCUUAGUGGAUGUGACCUGCUUACUUGGGGACACAGUGACCUUGCAGUGCAAAGUCUGUGGGCGGCCGAAGCCCACCAUCACCUGGAAGGGUCCAGACCAGAACAUCCUUGACACUAACAACAGCUCAGCCACGUACUCCGUCUCCUCCUGUGAUUCUGGUGAAAUAACCCUGAAAAUCUGCAACUUGAUGCCCCAAGACAGUGGGAUUUACACCUGCAUAGCAACAAAUGACCACGGGACCACAUCAACAUCUGCUACAGUUAAAGUACAAGGUGUUCCCGCCGCCCCGAACCGCCCCAUUGCCCAGGAGAGAAGCUGCACCUCAGUGAUCCUCCGCUGGCUGCCUCCGUCCAGCACCGGGAACUGUACGAUCUCUGGUUACACCGUAGAGUACAGAGAAGAAGGUUCCCAGGUUUGGCAGCAGUCUGUAGCUUCGACCUUGGACACUUACCUCGUCAUUGAAGACCUCAGUCCUGGGUGUCCUUACCAGUUCAGAGUCAGUGCCAGUAAUCCCUGGGGGAUCAGCCUUCCCAGUGAGCCCUCGGAGUUCGUGCGACUUCCAGAAUACGAUGCUGCUGCUGAUGGAGCCACAAUUUCUUGGAAGGAUAAUUUUGAUUCAGCUUAUACUGAGCUGAAUGAAAUUGGAAGGGGCCGUUUCUCCAUAGUAAAGAAGUGCAUUCACAAAGCUACCCGCAAAGAUGUGGCUGUGAAAUUCGUUAGCAAAAAGAUGAAGAAGAAAGAGCAGGCUGCCCACGAGGCUGCCCUCCUCCAGCACCUGCAGCACCCACAGUACAUCACUCUCCACGACACCUAUGAGUCCCCCACAUCCUACAUCCUAAUUCUGGAACUCAUGGAUGACGGCCGGCUCUUAGACUACCUUAUGAAUCACGAUGAGCUGAUGGAGGAAAAAGUAGCCUUCUACAUCCGAGACAUCAUGGAAGCCCUGCAGUACCUUCAUAGCUGCAGGGUUGCACAUUUGGACAUCAAGCCUGAAAACCUGCUCAUUGACCUCCGGAUUCCAGUGCCUCGAGUGAAGCUCAUCGACUUGGAGGAUGCUGUCCAGAUCUCAGGUCACUUCCACAUCCACCACCUUCUGGGGAACCCGGAGUUUGCUGCCCCAGAAGUGAUCCAAGGCAUUCCUGUGUCCCUAGGCACCGAUAUCUGGAGCAUCGGGGUACUGACGUAUGUCAUGCUAAGUGGGGUCUCCCCCUUCUUGGAUGAGAGCAAAGAGGAGACAUGCAUCAAUGUAUGCAGGGUGGACUUCAGCUUCCCCCAUGAAUACUUCUGCGGUGUGAGCAAUGCUGCCAGAGACUUCAUCAAUGUGAUCCUACAGGAAGACUUCCGGAGGCGGCCCACAGCAGCCACCUGCCUGCAGCAUCCAUGGCUGCAGCCCCACAAUGGCAGCUACUCCAAAAUCCCCUUGGACACCUCCCGCCUGGCGUGCUUCAUAGAGCGCCGCAAGCACCAGAAUGACGUGCGUCCUGUUCCCAACGUCAAGAGCUACAUCGUCAAUCGGGUGAACCAAGGGACGUAG
This is a messenger RNA of Loxodonta africana (African savanna elephant), 9001 nucleotides long. It is a transcript of the gene KALRN, whose product is annotated as kalirin RhoGEF kinase. NCBI's taxonomy places the organism in Eukaryota, Metazoa, Chordata, Mammalia, Proboscidea, Elephantidae. The transcript is spliced from 60 exons. Gene Ontology annotation, cellular component: plasma membrane; cytoplasm; extrinsic component of membrane. Gene Ontology annotation, molecular function: guanyl-nucleotide exchange factor activity; ATP binding; protein binding. Gene Ontology annotation, biological process: protein phosphorylation; intracellular signal transduction; axon guidance. Bases 38 to 9001 code for a protein of 2987 amino acids. The record is from RefSeq and is a predicted model, not a curated record.